CCUCGCUUCGGGAUGAAUUAGCGGCGGGUUCUGUCCCGAGGUUUGACCCCUCAGGAAUCUCCGGGCUGUCCACGUGCCCCCUGCGGCGUGGCACGGCAUUCCCUGCCCGUCACAGCUUCUGAAAAACCAAGUUGGGAGUCCCAGAAGCUGGCAACAAAAGGAUGAAAUUAUUUGCACAUUUCAGAGAAAAAUAAGCUAUGAUGCUUCUGAACCUAUGAACUAUUAGCAAGGCAGAUUCUACCUUCCAAACAUUUUCUAAAAGCAGGACUGUAAAAGCUUGGGAAUACCAAUUUGGAGCUGUCUGAACCUGUCUCCUGGAUUGCAAUUCCAAAACUCCAGCCUCCUGAGUAACUGGGAUUACAGGAGUAUACCACCGCACCUGGCCAGGGAAGACCUUUCUGAGAAAGUGACUUUUGGGCCAAGACCUAAACCAGAAUCAUGGUGUCAUGGAAAGGGAUUUACUUUAUACUUCUUCUGUUUUGGGGAAGUUUUUUUGGAAGCAUUUUCAUGCUGGGUCCCUUUUUACCCUUGAUGUUUGUAAACCCAUCCUGGUAUCGCUGGAUCAGCAACCGCCUUGUGGCCACCUGGCUCACGCUACCUGUGGCAUUGUUGGAGACCAUGUUUGGUGUAAAAGUGGUUAUAACAGGUGAUGCCUUUGUACCUGGAGAAAGAAGUGUUAUUAUCAUGAACCACCGGACGAGAAUGGACUGGAUGUUCCUGUGGAAUUGUUUGAUUAGAUACAGCUACCUCCGAUUGGAGAAAAUUUGUCUCAAAGCCAGUCUCAAAAGUGUUCCUGGAUUUGGUUGGGCCAUGCAGGCUGCUGCCUAUAUCUUUAUUCAUAGGAAGUGGAAGGAUGAUAAGAACCAUUUUGAAGACAUGAUUGAUUAUUUUUGUGAUAUCCAUGAACCACUUCAGCUCCUCAUAUUCCCAGAAGGGACUGAUCUCACAGAAAACAGCAAAGCUCGAAGUAAUGAUUUUGCUGAAAAAAAUGGACUUCAGAAAUAUGAAUAUGUCUUACAUCCCAGAACUACCGGCUUUACUUUUGUGGUAGAGCGUCUAAGAGAAGGUAAGAACCUCGAUGCUGUCCAUGACAUUACUGUGGCAUAUCCCCACAACAUUCCUCAAACAGAGAAGCACCUCCUCCAUGGCAACUUCCCCAAGGAAAUCCACUUCCAUGUCCAUCGACAUCCAGUAGACACCCUCCCCAUGUCCAGGGAGGACCUGCAGCUCUGGUGCCACAAGCGGUGGGAGGAGAAGGAAGAGAGGCUGCGUUCCUUCUACCAGGGGGAGAAGACUUUCAGUUCGACUGAACAGCAUGUAAUUCCACCUUGCAAGUCUGAGCUCAGGGUCCUUGUGGUCAAGUUGCUCUCUAUACUGUACUGGACCCUUUUCAGCCCUGCAAUGUGCCUGCUCAUAUAUUUGUACAGCCCUGUUCGGUGGUAUUUUAUAGUCACCAUUGUAAUCUUUGUGCUGCAAGAGAGAAUAUUUGGCGGACUAGAAAUCAUUGAACUUGCAUGUUACCGUCUUUUUCACAAGCAGGCACAUUUAAACUUAAAGAAAAAUGAAUAAGAUGGUCAGGCUCACAAUGUAAAAACCUAAAGGGAUAUUUUGGAAAUGUUCUAAGCCUUUGUAAACUGAGAUGCAUUUUGCAUGAUUGUCAGAUAUUUCUUACUAUCAUCAUUAUUUGUUAAAAGAUAUUUUGCACUUAAUUUUGUGGGGAAAAUAUUGCUACAAUUUUUUUUUAAUCUCUGAAUGUAAUCUUGAUGCUGCGAAUGUAGCAGGGAUCGAUUGCUGUGACAUAACUUGGGCCAUAAUUUUAUUAAACAAUCAUCAGGCUAUUGAUAGACAAGGUAUAUACAAGUUCUCUGAAAGCCCCAAUCUUCUAACCCAACAGACUCACCAGACCAGAAGCAGGUGUGGAACUCAUGAGUAGUGUGGCCUGACAGGCAUUGGUACUUGACUGCCCAGCUCACCCCCGGAGGUGAGCACUCUUCCUCCAUGCAGCCACGCACGUGGUGCCCGGGCUUGCUCCCUGGGCCCCAUCUGCAUCCUUUGUAUGCCAAUCAAACCCAUCCCAUCCCAUCCUCCUUUAAGAUCAGAAAACAUACCUCCCUUAUCCUCAAACUGAUCAACAUAGGAAUCUUCUCAUUCCACAUAGUAUCUUGGGCUAACCAAGCGAUCAAAAGACCACCUGUGCCCUUUCCUCACAUGGAAAAAUCACACCUGCACAUGACUCAGGGAGCAACCACAGACUCUCCACUUGGAAACCUUAGUUUGAAUUUUAAAAGCUAGGAAUUAGCUCCAGUUCUUCACUCAUCCUCAAUCUUGCAUGCUCAGUGCUGGUUUCCUUACAACUUGGCAGGUGUAGCUUUUUCUGUUAAAAGGGGUAGGCAUUCAGCCACAUGCUGUCUUAGAGGCAUGCUGAGAGGAACAUCCUGUUAUUGUAGACAGAAACUUUCUUGUGAAAUAUUUUUUAAAACCUACCAAAAAAGGGAGGUUAUUGUUUUCUACGAGUGCAUGGGUAUCUAGCUUCUGCCAUUAAAACAACCACAAAAAUACAGACAUGGCAGUAAUGGUUUAUCCUAAAUUAUUCAAGCCUGGUAGCUUUGAUAGAUUUUACACAAGGAUAACACAGAUGAAUCCUUUUCAAUGAUAGCAGGGAAACCUCUCUCUUUUUAGUCCCAGGCUUUCUCUUUCAAUAGUAAUAUUUAAACCCACUUUUGAUCAACUGUUCGUCUAAAUACUUCUGUCACUUGGAGUCAGAAGAAAAUCUAGUGAACCAAAAGCACUGUCUCCUUCUGAGGCAAAAGGAGCAUGUCAUCAUAGGUUCCAUCCCAUUGGAGCUCUGCCCUCCUGUUUUUUUUUUUUUUUUUUUUUGGCCAGGUAAUAGGGAUAAUGGUCGAGCUGCAAAAAUAUGAGCCUAUUAAAAGUCUUUAGCUGUUGGCCAGUCUGUGAGCUCUACUGCUCAGUGAGCCAGCUUCCAGAGCUACUUAUUGCUUUAUGUACUCUUGGGGCAUGAAUGCCUUCUCUUUAGUGACAUCUCAUUUUUGCUUGACAGUGACUUCUACCCAGCAGUUCAGUCAUCCAUUGCCAUGAAAGGUAAGCACAUCAUGAGCUCAACUUACUGAACAGAUUCUAUGAGAAAGCACUGGUUGGGGCAGAACACUGUGGACAUAUUGUAUUUAUUGAGACAGUAUUAACUAGUGCCCACUGAAACCACCAACCCACACUUAACUGUUUCUUCAAAGCUGCAAUUGACAUAUUCCAGCCCAGCCAUUUACCUUUGUGGGGUUUAAGGGGUUUUUUAAAAACAAAAAACAACUUUUUUUCCUUUCCUUAAUGAGAGAAGUCUCUAAGUUCCUCCAAGAAUUUUUGGGUCAUAUUUAUAUACAGAAAUAGUUUAAUAAUCAGGAUUGCAUUUGUCCUGGGGUAAAAAUGAUAAGCUAUGCUAUCUACCCCAGGUGAAAACAUAGCCCCCUCACCUGCCUUUCCUGCACAUUUAUUGGUCAAGUUACAACUACCAUGUAAAUGUGUUUAAGAUAAAAUACAAAAUUGAUUUUACCUGCUCAUAAUUCAUAAUUACAAAGCACUAAAAUCUGUAAAAUCCACACUGUACUUGCUUUAAGAUUUAGAAAUAACUCCAAAAAAUUAGUCUUCUAUUUUAUGACAGGAAGGUCUUUUUUCAUUGUAAUAAUUCAUGUUGAUCUACACAUUGUUAACUGUGUUUAAAGCCUGAGUCUUUUUUAAUUUAAAAAAAUUAAAGAACUAUAGUCAAUGAUUUGGAGCUUAGAACUGUUUAAAGUUGAUACUGAAACACCACGUGCAUCAUCGCAGCUCCAGUCAUUGUGACAGUCCCCGGGAGUUUUUUCUGCCGCGCUUCCCACCAUCACCGUGGGCUCUGCUCGGAGCAGCUGCAAGUCUUGCCCUGCAAACGAGUUCUACUCACUGUUCUCUCAGUCCUUUGAAGGUGACUUUGAAAUGUUCACAAUGUAUUUGUCCAAUUGCCAAAUUUACCAUUCUAAAAGGUUCUAAGGAUAGCAAGUAUGAUCUAUUUACAAUAUGAACCACUGUGCUUAAAAUAUAAGGGGUAUCGACUGGGUAACAAGUUCUUACACCACAUAUCUUUUAUGAAACAAGCCAAAGUACUUGCUUCAAAAAUUUAGAGAAUAUAGUGAAAAACUUAAAAAAUAAAUGUUAAAAGAGCCCAUCAUUUUAGACUCCAAUAAUCCUUCCUUAUGCCAUCAAAAUGCAUGUUAGAAAAAAAAUAACAGCUUUCAUGUAAUGUCAUUUUGAAAUGAAUUACUGCAAUAGCACCAUGUCAAGAACGGGAUAUUGGUGGCCAAGACCACAUCUUGAGACAGGCAUGUUCUGUUUCCCCUGGACUUCAUGCUCUGGCCCCAAUAAUGACACCCCUGUGCACUCUUACAGUAAGGACUAAUGGAGGAGCCUGUUGGUGUUAAAUUGUUUACAUUUUUUUUAUAUAAAUAAUGUGCUUUCAGUGCCUUAGUUUGGGUUUCAUUCUUUUUUUUUAUUCCAAGAAUUCUGCAAUGCAUUUCUUAGGUAAAGCCUCUUCCAGUGGGAGGUAAAGGUCUGUAAGUACCAGUCACUGAGUGUAACACCGCUUAGUCACAUGUGGGGAAGAGCACUCGGUGCUGAGGCAUGGUGGCCCUACAGUAGUUAUCAUGCUGUAGAAGAUGAAAGUGGUUCUGCCACAUGAUGAGCUUUGGUUGAGGUCUGGCCCUAAAGUUGUCUUGUCCCUCCCUAAAAUUUUUAUUUCAGAAGAGAAUCUUGGUUUUAGUAAUUCAUUUUUUAAAAAUAUCCUUAUGUGAAAAACACCAAGUUUUAAAAAUAACUCACAGAAUGGCCUUAGUUUUUAAUGUCUACUGGUGUGUUUUGUGAGUCGUGUUAUCUGUGAUCCACAUCCAGAAUAAAGUGGUGUACGUGAAAUAGAGUUUA
Messenger RNA from Marmota flaviventris (yellow-bellied marmot), 4956 nucleotides. It is a transcript of the gene Lclat1, whose product is annotated as lysocardiolipin acyltransferase 1. Gene Ontology annotation, cellular component: endoplasmic reticulum; endomembrane system. The record is from RefSeq and is a predicted model, not a curated record. Lineage: Eukaryota; Metazoa; Chordata; Mammalia; Rodentia; Sciuridae. Gene Ontology annotation, molecular function: acyltransferase activity. Gene Ontology annotation, biological process: phosphatidylinositol acyl-chain remodeling.